CACAAACACACAUCUGAAGUGAAGCUAAGACACACCACAACAUCAAAUAUAAAAAAAACAAACGAGUUUUGAUGAUGCGUAAACGUGAUAAAGGGUGAUGGGGGCGAGGUCAGUCUACUGCGACUGUGACAGACUGUACAGCCUGUAUGUAAAGCAGAUGGGGGUCCUGCAUGUGUGUGUGUGUGUGUGUGUGUGUGUUGUGGGUUUAAUUGCAGAAGUGACUGAAGAAAGCUACAGUAAAUACCUUAACCCAUGGGCCUGAAACAUUCCCACCCCAAGUUGUUCCCGGGGGACAUCGUGGAGUAUCCCAGGAACAAAUACUUCUCUCAGUUCGCGGUGUACUACGGAGACAGGGACGGGGUUCCCUACGUUGCUCACCUGACAUGUCGAGAUUCAGACUCCAAGCUGCUGCUCUUUGGCCGAGCCAUGAAGUCAGAGGUCAAACUGGAUCCACUGGAGCUGCUGGGGAAAAAAUACAAGGUCAACAACAUGUUGGACGAAUCGUUCCCGGCCAGAGACUUCCACGGCGUGGUGAAGCCGGCCAUCGAGGACAUGAUGGGGCGCGAGGUGACGUUCGAUAUCCUGUUUCAUAACAGCGAGCACCAGGCGACGCUCUUCAGAUACGGAGUCAAGAAAUCUGAACAGAUAGAGAGGAUUUAUGAAUACAUCAUGCCAGCCUGGAAGAAGCUGUUUGAGGAGAAAAAACUGUGAAAACUCCUGCUGUUCAGUUCUCAUCUCAACCACUGGAGGGCGACACUGUUCUCCUGAUUUCAAGACGAAGGUUACAUGAUAUAGUCGUCAUUUUUAAGAGAAAAAUAAAUGUUUUUUAUAAUAUAAGAAAAAAAAAAGUCAGAAAAGAGUUUGCAUAUAUGUAGGAAAAAAUGUUUGCAUUGUUUGGAUUAGCCUACGUGGCUUUUGUACUUGUGUUUGUUAAUGAAAAAUUUUGUUUACAGAAAAAAACUUCCAUCGCUAAACUGGAAUUAAUACAAGAGAGUGUUAGCUCUGCUGUU
This is a messenger RNA of Siniperca chuatsi (mandarin fish), 1010 nucleotides long. RefSeq names its product phospholipase A and acyltransferase 1-like (gene plaat1l). Gene Ontology annotation, biological process: N-acylphosphatidylethanolamine metabolic process. Gene Ontology annotation, molecular function: glycerophospholipid phospholipase A1 activity; A2-type glycerophospholipase activity. NCBI's taxonomy places the organism in Eukaryota, Metazoa, Chordata, Actinopteri, Centrarchiformes, Sinipercidae. Gene Ontology annotation, cellular component: cytoplasm. The record is from RefSeq and is a predicted model, not a curated record. The transcript has 5 exons. Bases 253 to 711 code for a protein of 152 amino acids.